Molecule: messenger RNA, 720 nt
Organism: Engraulis encrasicolus (European anchovy)
Lineage: Eukaryota; Metazoa; Chordata; Actinopteri; Clupeiformes; Engraulidae
Product: zinc finger protein 70-like
Exons: 2
Coding region: 1-720 (239 amino acids)
Biological process (GO): regulation of transcription by RNA polymerase II
Molecular function (GO): DNA-binding transcription factor activity, RNA polymerase II-specific; RNA polymerase II cis-regulatory region sequence-specific DNA binding
Source: RefSeq, a predicted model, not a curated record
AUGUUAAGGGUACAUCAGAGGAUUCACACUGAUGAAAGGCCCCAUGAAUGUGCAACAUGUGGAAAGGAAUUCAGACAAGCACAACAUUUAAAAAAACACCAGAUGAGUCACACUGGUGAAAAGCCUUAUGAGUGUGAAACAUGUGGGAAGGCAUUUACACAAAGGUGCCAUCUUCAGAGGCACCAUCGGACAAUCCAUACUGGAGAAAAGCCACAUCAGUGUGCCACAUGUGGAAAGGAAUACACACGAGCACAACAUUUAAGGAGACACCAGAUAACUCAUGCUGGUGAAAAGCCUUAUGAAUGUGCAACAUGUGGAAUGGCUUUUACACUAAUCUCAAAUCUCAGACAGCAUCAGACAAUCCAUACUGGAGAAAAGCCCCAUGCGUGUGCCACAUGUGGAAAGGCCUUUGCAAAAAAAUCUCAUUUAAUUGUACACAUGAGGACUCAUACUGGGGAAAAGCCUUACCUGUGUGUUACAUGUGGACAGACCUUUGCAAAUUCACAUCAUUUAAUCGCGCACAAGAGGACUCAUACUGGUGAAAAGCUUUACCCUUGUACCACAUGUGGCAAGGCUUUUGCACAAGGAAGUUAUUUAAAAAUACACCAGAGGAUUCAUACUGGUGAAAAGCCUUACCAGUGUGUAACAUGUGGAAUGGCUUUUACCGACAAAUCUAGUUUCAACAGGCAUCAGAAAAUAUGCCAUAACAGUCUAUCCUGA